UCAAUAGAGAAUACCUGGCUGUCGCCUGGUGAUUGUUUAUUUGCCAGUUCGCAUGUCACUUGUGUGAUUAUUUUGAAUUUGAAUAAUUAGAGUUUUUAGAUUUACUCAAUACUAUAUUCACUCCGCAUAUACGUAUUGCAUUCUGAAUGACUAUUAUAUCGGAAGUUGAAAUUAUUUAUUAAUCAAUUUCGUCGACAUGGAAACGACAAAAGUGAAUGCUGCUUUCCUUUGUAACUAUGAAGUAAUGCAGAUCUUGCAACAGCUCAAAGACAGCACACAGAAAAAACACAAACGUGAAGGAUCACUUGCUACAGUCACCUAUGAGACCGUACAUUACCUACAAGAUACAGACUGUAAAAAGCAAAAUCCAGCUUCUAUAAAGAAGUUUCUAGAUGGUUUGAAGAACUUAAAGUUAACAAAGACUGAGAAACUUAUGAUGGUCAACACUCCUCCCAGAACAGAACUGGAGAUUCAACUGAUUGCCCAAGAAAGUGAAGAGCGGUUGUCAGAAGAAGAUGUCCGUAAAAUAAUUAAGCUAGCCAAUGAAUGUCUGCCUGCAAAUGACUCCUGACAUACGAAAACAGAAUCUAAAAACAAUGAAAUUGAAUAGUAUUUUUUAAACGGACAGUGAUAUCUAUUGUAUUUCUUUUAUUUAAGUAAGAAUAAGUUAUAGUUUCAAUGCAUUUAAUAUACUUAAGUGUAGGUAAUGACUCUAUCUAACAACAGUUGAAAUAAUAAUGAUGAUGAUAUCUCAUAUUUAAUAUUAGUGUACCUACUUAUAAAAUUAAUAAAUUGUGGUCUGAAUAAUAUAGCAGGUAAUUCAA
Molecule: messenger RNA, 824 nt
Organism: Spodoptera litura
Lineage: Eukaryota; Metazoa; Arthropoda; Insecta; Lepidoptera; Noctuidae
Source: RefSeq, a predicted model, not a curated record